UACCAUAUCCCCUUCUUUCUCUCUUCCCACCUUCUCAGCUCCUCUCUCUCUCUCUCUCAAUUUGUUGUUUUUCUUUUUCUAUUAACAAUGGAAUUUGGAGCUUCCUUCUGGUACAAAUCUCUACCCACCCCUUUUUGUAUCUUGUUCUUCUCAUUCACAGUCUCUUUCACUCUCUUAUCUCUCUUGCUCUUCAUACUAAGACUAAUCAAGCCAUGGUGUAACUGCGAAAUCUGCAGAAGCUACGUCACCCAGAGCUGGUCAUCAGAGUUCGACAACCUCUGCGACUGGUACACUCAUCUUCUCCGAAAAUCCCCAACCGGUACAAUUCACAUUCAUGUUCUCAGCAACACCAUCACUGCAAACCCUGAAAACGUCGAACACAUUCUCAAAACUCGAUUCGAGAAUUACCCAAAAGGAAAAUCCUUCUCUGCAAUCUUGGGUGAUCUUCUGGGUAAAGGUAUCUUCAACGUCGAUGGCGAUUCGUGGAAGUUUCAGAGAAAAAUGGCGAGUCUCGAGCUAGGAAGUGUCUCGAUACGAUCCUACGCUUUCGAGAUAGUCAGCUCGGAGAUUCAAACCAGGCUCAUUCCUCUCUUAUCAUCGCAUGCAGCCCAAAAAGGCAACAUUUUGGAUUUACAGGACGUGUUUCGGAGAUUUUCGUUUGAUAAUAUAUGUCGAUUUUCAUUCGGGUUAGACCCCGGUUGUCUUCAAUUAAUGUUAUCGAUCUCUGAUUUCGACAAAGCAUUUGAUUUGGCGUCGAAAUUGUCUGCAGAGCGAGCCAUGGCGGCUUCGCAGUUGAUAUGGAAGCUAAAAAGGACAUUAAAUUUGGGUACUGAGAAGAAGCUGAAACAAGCUAUUAAAAUUGUUGACCUCCUCGCUGAGGAGAUGAUCAAGAACAGGAGAAAGAUGGGUUUUUCGACACAGAAAGAUCUUCUUUCGAGGUUCAUGGGGACUAUAGAUGAUGAUCAGUACCUCAGAGACAUUGUCAUUAGCUUCCUCGUGGCUGGCCGCGACACGGUGGCUUCGGGGUUGACUAGCUUCUUCUGGCUGCUGGCUCAGCACCCGGAGGUUGAGAAGGCGAUUCGCGAUGAGUCGGACCGUGUCAUGGGUCCGGUUAGCCAGUCGGGUCUAGCUCAAGAACUUUCAAGCUUUGAUCAAAUGAGAGAGAUGUAUUACUUACAAGCUGCAAUUUAUGAGAGUAUGAGACUCUAUCCACCAGUUCAAUUUGAUUCAAAGUUUUGUGAAGAAGAUGAUACUCUCCCAGAUGGUACUUUUGUGAGAAAAGGCACCAGGGUUACCUACCAUCCCUAUGCAAUGGGUCGGAUGGAGCGGAUUUGGGGGCCAGACCACCUUAAAUUCAAGCCCGAGAGGUGGUUGCAAAGCGGUGUUUUCACUCCAGUCAGUCCUUUCAAGUACCCGGUUUUUCAGGCCGGACUUAGGGUUUGUUUGGGCAAGGAAAUGGCGCUUGUGGCGAUGAAAAGUGUUGCUAUUUCAUUAAUCCGGCGGUUCGAUAUCCAAGUGGUGACCCCAAGCCAGGCACCGACGUUCGUGCCAGGUCUGACCGCCACUGUGAGAGGCGGUCUUCCGGUGGUGAUUAGUGAGAGGAGAGACUAAUCUGGGAGAGACCACCAUUGUGUUCUUGACUAGUGGUGUUAUAUGCGUGUGUUUAAAGUUGAAGAGUCUCCUAAUGCAUGCACAAAUCCACGGUUUAGUUAGAAGAAUGAAAAUGAAUAGUAGUAACAUUUAUGAUCUGAUGGCUCUAAUGGGUUUGUGUUGCUAGAGGUUGUAUGAGUUUUUCCUUGUGUAAUUUUAGAUAACUAUGCACAUGUAAAUCUGAUUAGGCAUGAAAUAAAGGAGUGUCAUCUUUAGUCCAAA
Camellia sinensis is the source of this 1872-nucleotide messenger RNA. Its product is annotated as cytochrome P450 94C1. Gene Ontology annotation, molecular function: heme binding; oxidoreductase activity, acting on paired donors, with incorporation or reduction of molecular oxygen; iron ion binding. NCBI's taxonomy places the organism in Eukaryota, Viridiplantae, Streptophyta, Magnoliopsida, Ericales, Theaceae. The record is from RefSeq and is a predicted model, not a curated record.